CGAGGGCUCAGACAGAUUCUCACCCCUGACUUGUACUCUCCUGGGAGCAGAGAGAAGAAAGGCAUGGCCACCAUGGAGCCCAAGGUGAUCUGCGUCCUGCUCCUGGUCUUCUCGCUGGCCCUCAGCAGCCUGGCUCAGGUCCAGACCGAGACGUGCGUGAUGGCCCCCAGCCAGAGGAGCAACUGCGGGUUCUCGGGCAUCACGCCCGCCCAGUGCGCGGCGAAGGGCUGCUGCUUCGACAGCACCGUCCCCGGGCACCCGUGGUGCUUCUACCCUCUGAACAUCGCCAACAACGUCCCGGAAGAGGACUGCGAAUUUUAGCCGCUCUCAGUGGGA
Messenger RNA from Myotis daubentonii (Daubenton's bat), 336 nucleotides. RefSeq names its product trefoil factor 1 (gene TFF1). The record is from RefSeq and is a predicted model, not a curated record. Lineage: Eukaryota; Metazoa; Chordata; Mammalia; Chiroptera; Vespertilionidae. Gene Ontology annotation, biological process: maintenance of gastrointestinal epithelium.